CAGCCUGCGCCCCGUGCGGUAUAUAUUCGGCGGCGUUGCAAACUGGGCUGAGCAGAGGCGGUUGGGGCUGGAGUUCGAGGGCUUGGGAAAGUAGAGGCCGUCAGCCGGCUAUAUUGCUUGGGUGGGUGGGGAAUUUUUAAAACUGAAUUAUUAUUAUUAUUAUUUUUGCAAGAUUCUUAAUUUCAUACCCCUCGUGUUUUGUUCUGUUUUUUUAAUUUUUCCUCCCUCUGGAAAAGAAAAGGCCCUCGGAAAUUGCCCGAGUGCCGGCAGUGCGUUGCUUUGAUUGUGCACGGCCAAAACCGCGGGCUGCGAUCGCCUCUUCUCUCGUUGCACUGCGGGCGGGAGCGGAUCGCCUCCGGCUCCCGAGGGCUCUCGUCGCCUGCAUUGUCUCUUCUAAGCACCCCGCUCACGCACACCAUGAAGGCGGUGAGUCCUGUGCGACACCCCAGCAGAAAGGCUCUGGCUGGCGGCUGCUGUUGCGGAGGCGGCGGCGGCGGUGGUGGCGACGGCGGCGGCGGCGGCGAUCUGGCUCUCCGUUGCCUGGCCGAGCAUGGCUGCUACAAAGGGAGUUCGUCGCCGGGCGAGGAGCCGGUGGCUCUGUGCCUUCAGUGCGAUAUGAAUGACUGUUACAGCCGCCUCAGGAAGCUGGUGCCCACCAUCCCGCCCAACAAGCGGGUCAGCAAAGUGGAGAUCCUGCAGCAUGUCAUCGACUACAUCCUCGACCUGCAGCUGGCCUUGGAGACGCACCCGGCGCUGCUCCGGCAGCAGCAGCAGCAGCAACAACAACCGCCGCCGCCCCCGUUGCACCCGGUCAGCUACCCGGCAGGGCCUCCCAGGACCCCGCUCACCGCACUCAAUACCGACCCGGCUGGUGCUGUUAACAAGCAGGGGGAUAGUAUUCUGUGCCGCUGAUCUACACUUCCCAGGUGUGCAGCAGGCAGAUCCUGAGCCAGAGAAGCAGAAAGAAAGACACAUUAGAGAGGGAGGGGAAAUAUCAGCCACUGGGCAAAAGGAAAAAAAAAAAAGAGCCCUCAACUACUCCAGAAUUCCUUCUGUACUUCCUUUAGAAAGGGGUGGGGGUGGGGAAAUUUUUUCACGACUUUGCACGUUCAUAGUAUUUUACACACACACAUCUCUUUAACUCAUUUGUUUUUAGAUCAGAUGUGAAUUGUACACUUGUCUGGGUGGGAGAAGAUUUAAAUCUUCACCAUAAGGGUGACUCUCCUGUUGGAGAGAAGAUCAUGGACAAAUGGGAGUUUAGAAGUGUAACUUUAAUACGCUGAGCAGCUGAAAUCCUGAAGCUUUACUAAUCUACCAGAAGCAUUGUAGAUAAUUCUUGUUUUUACAUCUAUUGUUUAAAAUAGAUGGUUUUUAUUAUUUCCUUGGGAACUUUCUUUUCCCUACAGGAAUGUUACAUACUGUAUAGAUUAAAGGAAAAAAGUGACAUUUCAUACUAUGUAUAUAGAGAGAGGUUCUAUAAGUGUAAGUGAGAAAAGUAUAUGCUUUAAUAGACCUACUGUAAUUAUAAAAUAUUUUUAAUUAAAUAUUUUUUUGUAAAUAUUAUAAAGCUGUGUAUGUUUUUCUUUUUAAAUCUGUGGGGAUAUUUAGGGAAAGAUGUUUUCUGGCUCAAGUGCAAAACUGCUAAUAAUGACAAUAUAUUGGAUGUUGAGGGGUGUCUCUGAUUUUCCUCACCCCCAAUCCCUUUAGAUUCAGAAGCUGUAGGUAGAAUUGGUCCUGCAUGAAUGCAUGUGAUGUCUAACCACAAUAAACGUGUUCUGAGUCCAUAACAGAUGUGGCUUUUUUCCUUUUAACUCAAAUUAAAAUAUGUUUGUAUCAUACACUUUUGAAACUACUUUUUGUCUGUUUGGCGCUGGGGUUUAUAUUGGAGUAUGUGCAAAACAGCAUUGAGAUGUAAGAUUUUAUUUGUUAUUAACUGAGAUUACUACUUUUUCGGUAUGGGUACAGUACUGAGGUUUAAUAAGCAUUUAUAAAAAAAAUCUUUUGUUGCUUAAAGAAAACACUGAAAUUUUUGUAACACCAAGGGAGGGGGUGUUCUACCCCAGAAUUUUUAGCCCUGUGGCAUAUCACCUUGGAAAAAACGGAUUAAAUUUUUUUUUUCUGCUUGAAACCAAAGGGCAAACUCAACAAAUGUACAGUUGCUGUUUCUUUCAUCCAAAGACUAUUGAUAGUGAUACUUGGAGGGUAGGGUGGGACAACAGGGAAAAUGUCAGUCUAAUUACUGGUGUAAAUCAAUUUCAAAGAAGUUGUGUAGACCAAAAACAAAAUGCAAAAUCAGAUGACUGUAUCAAAAUUAUUUUUCUAAUCUACAGCAACGUUCAUUUCAUUGCAGCUCUGUUACAUCUGAAAAUUCUGUUUAGUCUCUGUUGUGUGUAACUUCUACAUGUAAACAUUAAACUAGAUUGACGUGC
Molecule: messenger RNA, 2429 nt
Organism: Pogona vitticeps (central bearded dragon)
Lineage: Eukaryota; Metazoa; Chordata; Lepidosauria; Squamata; Agamidae
Gene: ID4
Product: inhibitor of DNA binding 4
Biological process (GO): negative regulation of transcription by RNA polymerase II; circadian regulation of gene expression; cell differentiation
Cellular component (GO): nucleus; cytoplasm
Molecular function (GO): transcription regulator activity; protein dimerization activity
Source: RefSeq, a predicted model, not a curated record